Vitis riparia (riverbank grape) is the source of this 1607-nucleotide messenger RNA. RefSeq names its product anthocyanidin 3-O-glucosyltransferase 2-like. The transcript has a single exon. Gene Ontology annotation, molecular function: UDP-glycosyltransferase activity. The record is from RefSeq and is a predicted model, not a curated record. The coding region runs from base 54 to 1481 and encodes 475 amino acids. NCBI's taxonomy places the organism in Eukaryota, Viridiplantae, Streptophyta, Magnoliopsida, Vitales, Vitaceae.
GCCCUCAAAACAUCCAAUUACUUUUCUGUCUUUGCAGUGACUGCUGGUUGGUGAUGGAGCAAACUGAGCUAGUCUUCAUCCCAUCUCCUGGAAUCGGUCAUCUUGCGGCUACAGUGGAGAUUGCAAAGCUGCUGACUCAGCGAGACCGCCGAGUCUCUGUCACAGUCUUCAUCAUGAAGUUUCCGUUUGAGUCCAAUGGUGGUAUGACCUCCGACUCUGAUUCCAUCCGUUGCGUCACACUUCCUUCUGUGGAGAUUAGCUCCGGACCGAUGUCGCCUGGUGUCUUCCUCACUGAGUUCGUCAAAGCUCACAUACCACUCGUCAGAGACGCCGUUCACGAGCUCACUCGUUCCAACUCGGUUCGGCUCGCUGGGUUCGUUAUUGAUAUGUUCUGCACUCCCAUGAUUGAUGUGGCGGAUGAGUUUGGGGUGCCUUCAUAUCUUUUCUUCACUUCCAGCGCCGCUUUUCUUGGCUUCAUGUUCCAUUUUCAGUUCCUUCAUGACUAUAAGGGUUUGGAUUUCAAUGAGUUCAAGGACUCCGAUGCUGUGUUGGAGGUUCCGAGUUAUGUUAACUCGGUUCCAGGUAAGGUCUUCCCUUCUGUGAUGUUUGACAAGGAAGGCGGUGGGACCGAGAUGCUCCUGCAUCACACGAGGAGAUUCAAACAAGUCAAGGGUAUUAUGGUAAAUACAUUUGUUGAGCUUGAGUCACAUGCUAUUCAAUCGUUUUCUGGGUGUAAAGCACGGCCGGUGUACCCCGUUGGACCCCUGCUCAAUAUCCAUGUGGGAUCUGGUGGGGCUCAACAAGAUGCUAAUGCCAUCAUGAGCUGGCUGGAUGAUCAGCCUCCAUCAUCAGUGGUAUUCCUGUGCUUCGGGAGCAUGGGAAGCUUUGGUGUGGAUCAAAUCAAAGAGAGAGCACAUGGGCUAGAGCAUAGUGGGCAGCGGUUCUUGUGGUCCCUUCGCCAACCUUCCCCAAAGGGUAGAAUGGGAUUUCCAAGCGAUUAUGCAAAUGUUAAAGAAGUUCUACCUGAAGGGUUUUUACAUCGGAUGGCUGGAACUGGAAAGGUGAUUGGAUGGGCUCCACAAGUAGCGGUUUUAGCCCACCCUGCAAUUGGAGGAUUUGUAUCUCAUUGUGGAUGGAAUUCUAUCCUAGAAAGCAUAUGGUAUGGUGUUCCAAUAGCCACAUGGCCAAUGUAUGCAGAACAACAAAUCAACGCAUUUCAAAUGGUGAAAGAUUUAGGGUUAGUAGUAGAAAUUAAAAUAGAUUAUAAUAAGGAUAGUAGUUACAUUGUAAGCGCACGUGAAAUUGAAAAUGGACUAAAGAACCUUAUGAAUAUGAAUAAUGAGGCGAGGGUAAAGAUGAAGGAAAUGCAAAAAAUAAGUAGAACAGUCAUGAUCGAUGGUGGAUCUUCACACUUUUUCUUGGGACAAUUUAUUGAAGAUAUGAUCGCUAACAUUCCAUGCAAGCAACAGAGUGAGACCUAACGAUUGAGUAGUGUGAAAGGAAGAGGUGCAUUGUACGCUUCAAUUAUGUUAUCAUAUGUUCUGUUUCAAUACUCAAAUAAAUUAGUUGAAGAAACUAAGGAAUUUGAUCUUUCAAAAUUGAAUUUU